This is a messenger RNA of Nothoprocta perdicaria, 1386 nucleotides long. RefSeq names its product PQ loop repeat containing 2 (gene SLC66A1). Bases 174 to 893 code for a protein of 239 amino acids. The transcript is spliced from 7 exons. Lineage: Eukaryota; Metazoa; Chordata; Aves; Tinamiformes; Tinamidae. The record is from RefSeq and is a predicted model, not a curated record.
CCGGCGGCAACAGCUCCGCCUGCCCCGACGGCGCGGCCUGGGUGCGCGACGUGUUCAACGAGUGCGCGCGCGACGGGCGCGACGUGGCCAGCGUGCUGCUGGGCCUGCUCUCCAUCGGCUGCUUCGCCGCCGCCUCCCUGCCGCAGUUCUACCAAGCCUGCAAGACUGGCAUCAUGGACCAGGCGCUCUCCAUCUACUUCCUGCUGGGAUGGCUGGGCGGAGACCUCCUCAACCUCAUCGGCUCCUUCCUUGCGAACCAGCUGCCUCUGCAGAUUUACACCGCCAUUUACUACGUGCUGGCAGACCUGGUCAUGCUGUUCCUGUACAGCUACUACAAAGCCAAGAACCGAAGGGGAGCAUUGGGAGCUCCCAUCAACGCGGCCUGCGUCUUUGUCCUGCUGGGAAUGGCGUCGGCGGCGUCGCUGCUGGGCGGAGAGGCUGGCACGGCGCCGGGGCCGGCGGCGUUCCGGGGCAGGGCGCUCCUGGCCGCCGGCACGCCGGAGCCCGGCGACACGCCAUUCUCCAGGAGUGAAAUCAUCGGCUUCAUCAUUGGCUCCGUCUCCUCCGUGCUCUACUUGUGCUCCCGACUCCCCCAGAUCUACACUAACUACAAGAGGAAGUCGACGGUGGGGGUCUCCUACUGGCUCUUUGCCCUGGUGAUGCUGGGCAACGCGCUGUACGGCGCGAGCGUCCUGCUCAAGAACCCCGAACCCGGGCAGAGCCCGGCCGACUACGUCCUGCGCCACCUGCCCUGGCUCGUCGGCAGCCUGGGCGUCCUCUCGCUCGACGUCAUUAUUUCCUGCCAGUUCCUCGCUUACCGGACGGGAAAGGCUGGCGCUCCGGAAGAGAGAGACGCCCUCCUUGGGGAGCAGGAUGAGCCCUCGGACAGCUGACCCCAAAGGUGACCGUAAAGCCAGGCGGGCUGGACCCCCAUCCUGCCAUCAUCCUUGGCCGGCCCUCGGGAGAGGCAGGGAGCGACGUGUUGCGCCGCCGGGCGCCCUGCCCGGGAACCCUCGUGCCUUGUCAAUGCCAACGAUGCUCCUGGGAGCCGCAGGGAAGGAGACACCUCAGCUGGUUACUCUUCGCUGCUCUGGAGCCCCACAGCUGGGCUUGGGCAUCCUGCUGUCCAGGCUGCAUCUCGAGCUUCCCUGUUCCUGGCAAAAGCGAAGAGAACUCGGGGAGCUGCGGGAAGGGAGAAGCGAAGAGCAGCAGGUCACCGCUGCGCUCCCUCCUGCCCUUCCCUCACUGCUGCUCUCAUCUCCACGGCUGAGCCCCUGCAAGAGCCAGCGGCGAGGGCAGCGGGCGAGGGGAGCAGCCCAAAGGUCUGAAUCCACACAGAUGUAUCCCAGGUGCCGUGGCUUGCACUUUAUAAAAACAACUCUUUGC